Messenger RNA from Polychytrium aggregatum, 351 nucleotides. RefSeq lists its product as uncharacterized. The record is from RefSeq and is a predicted model, not a curated record. Bases 1 to 351 code for a protein of 116 amino acids. The transcript is spliced from 2 exons. Lineage: Eukaryota; Fungi; Chytridiomycota; Chytridiomycetes; Polychytriales.
AUGACGUGUGCUCUCGUCACUGCGUACAUCGUGUCGUUGGCGGACGACACGAUUGCCCGACCCCAGCGCAGUCCGACUGAUAACAUCUUUGGCAUCAAACCAAACCCUCUGGGUCAACCCACGUGCGUAAGGCACCCAAGAAUCAUGCAGUAUUCAAUAUAUCGCGUGCGAAUGGCGCUCGCCGGCGACGGUCACAUCGGACCGUCUUCGUUUCUGCUGCCACCGCCAAUCGUUCAUCGUAAACUCAUAGUGGAAAUUAAUAACUCCACAACAUUGCGAGGGUACAUGCGAGCGGUAGACCUUGACAGGGUCGUCCUGAUGAACCCAUUCUUGCUGUCCUUCACCUGGUGA